Messenger RNA from Ornithodoros turicata, 684 nucleotides. RefSeq lists its product as uncharacterized. The coding region runs from base 1 to 684 and encodes 227 amino acids. The record is from RefSeq and is a predicted model, not a curated record. Lineage: Eukaryota; Metazoa; Arthropoda; Arachnida; Ixodida; Argasidae. The transcript is spliced from 3 exons.
AUGUGGCUUGGGUGUGUCUCUGUGAUCGCAAGGCAGCUGGUAGCUUUUCCCACUGCUGAGGUUGCAAGGAGCUGGCUGACGGAAAAGGACACAUUACAUUUUCCAAGGCUACGGUGCAUCAUCGACGCGAAGUGCACGUUGCAAGUAAGAGUCAAAAUAUAUGCCAGCAGCCAAUACAACCAGCUGAACUUACACACAACUACUAGGCCAACAAACUUAGAGACCCAACAGGAAACAUGGAGCAACUACAAGCAACAUUGUACCUUGAAGUAUUUGGUGUGCGUCAACUCCUUGGGGGCUGUGUGCUUCAUCUCAAAGGCUUAUGGAGGAAGGAUAUCAGACAAACAGAUGGUCCUCAGAAGUGGGUUGCUUGAUCUGCUGGAAGAGGGAGACCAAGUGCUCGCUGACAGAGGAUUCCUUCUACACGAGGAGUUCUUUCUGAGGAACAUACAGCUCAUCACUCCCAGCUUCACAAAGGGAAUGAAGCAGUUGCCACAAGAGCUGGUGUGCCGAUCUCGGAGGAUUUCAUCGUCCAGAAUAAUCGUGGAACGAGCAAUUGGUCACUUAAAGAAAUGGAGAAUAAUGACUGGAACAGUGCCACACUUCUUACGUAGGGAAUACAGUGACAUUCUUGUUGUCGUAGCAGGCCUAACCAACAUGAUGCCGCCCCUGGUGAGGGAUUGA